This is a messenger RNA of Meyerozyma guilliermondii ATCC 6260, 879 nucleotides long. RefSeq names its product holo-[acyl-carrier-protein] synthase (gene LYS5). NCBI's taxonomy places the organism in Eukaryota, Fungi, Ascomycota, Pichiomycetes, Serinales, Debaryomycetaceae. Bases 1 to 879 code for a protein of 292 amino acids. Gene Ontology annotation, molecular function: holo-[acyl-carrier-protein] synthase activity; magnesium ion binding. The transcript has a single exon. Gene Ontology annotation, cellular component: cytosol. The record is from RefSeq and is a predicted model, not a curated record.
AUGCUCCAAGACGUUUACAAUAAGCUCGAUGAGUUUAUAGCACAAAUUUCAAACCAGCAACACGAUACAAAGGCAACCAGCCCGAAACUGUACGUUUUUUGGACUCUGGUGACUCCAAAAUUGAUAACGUAUUUAUCAGACGAUUACAACUUGGAAGACGUACUUCGAAUAUUUACGCUCUCUGAACGCGUGAAACUCCGGAAACAGCCCAUUCACAACCUAGCGAAGCAAUUGCUAUCCAAAUUGCUCGUGAAAGUGGUAAUUAAUUAUUUUCGUGGUGCUCCAGUUGAUCAAGAUGUUCCAUUCAAAUAUGAAAAAUAUGGAAAGCCUUUCCUCGACGAAACCAAUGUUCAAUUGAGUAUCAGCACAUCGAAUGAAAUUGUAUGUAUUGCUAUCGAAAAAGGUUGCGGAACACCAAUUGGAGUAGACCUUUCUCAUUCGGUGCAAGACUCCAUCUCUCCAAUCAACUUUAUGAGCCAGUUUGAUCCGAUGUUUUCGGAGCUGGAGAGGACUCAAUUGAUGGAUAUUGAGAAUAUUGAAGAAAGAUAUAUCGCUUUUAACCAAUUGUGGACUUUAAAAGAAGCGUUUACAAAAUUAAUUGGAAGUGGGCUAAAUUUGAAUUUGGCAAGCUUUGGUUUUGAUAUGAAUUUGGUACAUGAUUCUAGUGCAGAUCUAAAGUGGGUUACCUCUUCAGUCAACACAACUGGACUUCUGGAUAGUCAGUUUCUACAAAAGUUGCCCAUACAGAAAUUCAAAUGCUUCUCAACUAUAUUGGAUUUCUCUGCUUCAAUACCUAUUAUAGUAUCAUUUGUGGGCCAGAUCAAUGAGGUCCCUCCAGAAGUGUUGUACUUGGACAUUGGGGAAAUUCUCUUUAAUUAG